This is a messenger RNA of Dermacentor andersoni, 11550 nucleotides long. RefSeq names its product p38b MAP kinase (gene p38b). Gene Ontology annotation, biological process: protein phosphorylation. NCBI's taxonomy places the organism in Eukaryota, Metazoa, Arthropoda, Arachnida, Ixodida, Ixodidae. Gene Ontology annotation, molecular function: ATP binding; MAP kinase activity. The record is from RefSeq and is a predicted model, not a curated record.
CCCUUAUAGCCACCAUAAACAGACGUCGAGCAGUUUCGUGAUCCUAUUUGCGCGAUCGCACCCCUACAGUCGCUGUGCCCAAGCCUCGAUGCUCUGUAAGCUAGUACUGUGUGCCCGUAGUGUGUUCCGCUGAUCCUCAUGCGCGGUUUUUCUUAGCUUGGAAAAAAAAAAAAAGAUUGAAGCAUGAGGAGCGGAUUCCACCGAGUCGAGCUGAACAAGACGGUAUGGGAGGUUCCCGUCCGCUACAACAACCUUUCGCCCAUCGGCGUCGGCGCUUACGGACAAGUUUGUUCGGCAUUUGACAAGGAGCACAAGCACAAAGUGGCCAUCAAGAAGUUGUCACGGCCCUUCCAGUCUGCCAUCCAUGCCAAGCGCACCUAUCGAGAACUGCGACUCCUCAAGCACAUGGACCACGAAAAUGUGAUAGGCCUUCUCGACGUGUUCACACCCUCAACUACACUGGAGGACUUCCAUGAUGUGUACCUGGUGAACCAUCUGAUGGGCUCUGAUCUGAACAACAUAAUCCGGACUCAACGAUUGAGUGACGACCAUGUUCAAUUUCUCGUCUACCAGAUUCUGAGGGGGCUCAAGUACAUCCAUUCGGCUGGCAUCAUCCACAGGGAUCUGAAACCAAGCAAUAUUGCGGUGAAUGAGGACUGUGAAUUGAAGAUCCUGGACUUUGGCCUGGCGCGCCAUGCGGAGGUGGAGAUGACUGGCUAUGUGGCCACACGGUGGUAUCGAGCACCCGAAAUCAUGCUCAACUGGAUGCACUACAACCAGACAGUGGACAUUUGGUCAGUGGGCUGCAUCAUGGCUGAGCUCAUCACAGGCAAGACACUGUUUCCUGGCAAUGACCACAUUGACCAACUCAUGCACAUCAUGAGCGUCACAGGAACGCCUGAUGAUUCUUUGCUCAUGAAAAUGACCAGUGAGGAGGCAAGGAACUACAUCCGCAGCCUGCCUGUCAUGAAGAAGAAGAACUUUGCUGAGGUGUUCCAGGGGGCCAAUGAGAAAGCCAUUGACCUGCUGGAGCGCAUGCUGGAACUGGAUGCAGACAAGCGGCCCACUGCCACUGAGGCUCUGGCACACCCGUACUUGGCCAGCCUAGCGGACCCGUCAGACGAGCCAUCAGCCGAGCCCUGCGAUCAGUCCUUCGAGGAUCGUGACCUCAGUGUGCACGAGUGGAAACGGCUGGUGUACGAGGAGACCACUAGCUUUGUGCCGCCUGCUGCCAACUCUGAUCUGUAACACCUGGAGGCUUCGUGGAAGCAAGCGUCCUCUGGAGGGGGCUCUCCUUGUCUCUUCUACCCUCAGUGAAAUAGAAGCCACUUUCUGUGCACAGCUUUUUUUCUUGCUGUCAGGCCCGCAAGACCUGGCUGCUUCACAUUGCUCUGAAAGCUUGCUACCCACUUUUCUACCCACUUACAAGUGCCCCAGUUUGUGCUUUGAAAUCCUCAAAGCAUUGCAGUGGGUGGUAAGCAGAUUCAAAGUGCCUUUCGAAACCGUCCAUUUCUUGUUUUCGCACCCGCUGCUCGCUGAAAUACUUGGAACAAGCCACAUGCUGCCACAUGGGGAUGUGACUGCUUGCAGCACCACUCGGGUCUUACUGCACGAGUUCAGAACCCACUGUGGCGUGUUCGCCACUUAUUGUUGGUCUUUUUAGCCAACUGGCACAAUCCACCACACCGCAAGACAAAUUUUUAUUGAAUUAAGUCUGAUAAAUUAGUGGAUGAAAAAACAACUUGCUGUAGGUGGGAAACGAUCCCAGGUCUUCGAUUAUGCGUGCGAUGCUCUACUAUUCGAUUAGCUUUUCACCGUGCACAUUGAAGCACACAGGAAGAUUAAGAUUGCCGUUGCUUGCGUGUCAAGUGCUGAGCGAUGGGAAAAUGAAGAUGUUAUGAUGCAGAGGUGUAUUAGUGUUUAUUGUCUUGCUUACUUGGCAGGAGAUAUUGUGGUUCCGCAUAGUAAUGAAUGACAGCACACAUUGUCUCGCAAAGAGAGUACUACUGGUACAGACCACUAAGGAAAAAGUAAUGAUGCGCACAGCCCGCUUUUGUAAAUGGAGUAACGGUGUUAGGUAAGUUGCAUAUGUUUGACCCCACAAUUCGCAACAUUAACUAAGGUGGCAGUGAAAUACGCUAAAAUACAAAGAUUGUAGCAAAGGACAUGUGCAAAUCAGUAAUAUCACACAUUACUGAUUUGCAGGAACCAUAUUUCUUACAGAUCACUUUCGGGAAUAUAACUUUCAGGAAUAUAACUUUCGGUUAGGUAUGAUUUGUUAAAUCAGUGAUGAAACACCUGUUGCUCCUGUGAGGCAUUGCAGAAAAGUGGAAGCGUCCCUAAAAGUCAUUGACUCGCAGGAGUUGUAAAACAUGCGUUUUGGUCAUUCCAUUAUGUUUACUGUCUGCAGUAUUUUCAGAACAUUACGUGUAAUUUAUUUCCUUAAUGUAUUGCAGCCUUUGUGUUUGUUUUUAUGAGUGCUGUUUGAAUAUUGUGCAAAGCAGAGAAAGUGGGUAUUGCAUCUGAUUGUCAUAGAAGACCAUCUCACAUGCCUCCGAUUUUAAAAAUUUUGCUCCAUGAUGUAGAUACACUUCUGUUUAGCAUUUCAACAUAAUUCAUUAAGGUAGGUCACCACCUUCGAGAACGAAUUUUACAAUUGUAGUCCAACAGUUGCAAUUAUAUUUUUGGCUUGUAAAGCUUAGGUAGUUUGUGACUUCAAAAUGAUCAAAUUGCUAAAAAUGUAAAGAAAUAUAUAUAUAAAUCAAAUUGUACCAAAAUAUACAUGUUGUGCCAACAGUCAUAGCUACAAAAUGGUAGGUGUGAUUCAAACGCAACUUGCCAGGUGCAUAAUGAGGACAAUAACCUGUGCAUCUAACCACCACAAUCACGACAUCUCUAAGCUGAGGUGCGUUAUCAUAAAAAUACUGAUAAAGUUGAUAUCUGGCAGGUUUGAUUUUCACACAAUUGACCAUAGUAUAAAAAAUUACUACUCGUUUUCAGUCACCCUGCUUUAAUGCACAGUUCCACAUAUAAAGAAAUAGCACACAAAAUUUUAGCGAGAAAAUUUUUUAGAAGGAAAGUUAUCACUGUUUGCAUAACUGUAGGAUGCAAAAAAUCACGUUUUGAGAAAUAUGGCUUUAAAGAUUUGAACCGAAUGUCCGUGUAAUAAAAAAAAAAACAUUCAAUAUGUCUAAAAUCCACCAGUCUCAUAGCUUUGGCCCUCUUUGGAAGCAGCACAAUCUCCUUUUGAGCCAGCUGAAGCACGAAUUUUUCUUUUAUUUAUUACAUUUAUUUAUUACAUACCUGCAUCGCCCAUGCGAGCAUUACAGCAGGGGGGAUUACAUUUUAAAGGAAGAAACAAGUAAUCACACACAAAGAGCGCAAUAAAACGCAUCAUUGUUUUCAUUAACAAUGUCAGACGAAAGAGUAUUCCAUUUUCUUAUAGACCGAACAAAAAAAGAAUACAGAGACGUCACCGCUGAAAGGAAACUCACGGACUUUCAGCGCGUCUUGCGUCUCCAGCUGACUCACAUGCAGCCUUUCUCACAUGGCAACAGUCACUGGUCAAGCAUCGCGUAGCGGCCAAGUUCGGUGCAUGCCUGCUUAGUACGCUCCUGUUUCUGUCAUUGCACUGAGCAUCAUACAGCCUGAACGAAAGAAUAAGCAGGCUUACAUAUGCACCUUUCAGAAUCCUCUGCCAAACCAUCCUGUUGGAAUACUCGUUAGCAUUUUGAAUUUUGCCGUGCAGGCACUUCUUUAAAAGUUCAUCAGAACAAGGAUCACUGUACAUGGCUUUCACCUCAUUGAGGAUUUCGGUGGGAAGUUCUCCUUGAGUGCUUUUGCUCAGUUGAAUCAACUAUCAAUUCCCUGAGGGCAGAGGCCAUGCUCCAUGGAGCUACAAUGAAGUAGGCUUGCGAGUGCGGCUUUCUUCAAUGCUGUGAGAUUUCCAACAUUAGCCCUGAUGGCAAUUCCGUAGUAAAUAUUCAGCAGAUCAAUCAGGACAUCUGUCAGUUUUCCUUUGCCUCCAAGACCGCGCUCUGUCUUCUUUAGCUUCCUUAGGCAGCAGUUGACAUGUUUUUGCACAUGUCCUAUACAUUCAAGCUCUUGACGCUGUCUUUACCAUAAAUAUCUUUCACUGCAGCAUGACUUUUGGAAUCGCCAUCACCAUAAAACUGCACGUACUUGAGUUCCCACGUUGUUUCUGACCUCUCAAACAUGUGACAUAAGCCGACUGCUUCCAUGGCACACGGUUGGCGGGACAGUUUGUACGACCGGCUUUCCACUUGAGGCUCGCAGUACUCAGCUUGCAUCUCAAUUCAUAAGCUCUACACUUGCUGGAGAGCCCUUCUACGUCGCUGACUUUGCCAGUAUCGACAGAAAUCAAUGACACCCACCCAUUUGGUGAUGAAUGUCCGCACUUCUGCCAGGUGCCGUCCCGACGCGCCACACUCGUUACUCUCGACGAGAUUACACACUUCAGAAGCAGCAUUAGCCAUAGAUUUUGUGGCAACCAUUUGAGCAGUUUGAGAAAGCUUUGAGGACGUUUUCUCGUAUGCAGAAUGUCUAGGAAGUGGCAGCAUGUUGGUGACUUUGCAGAAUGUGACGGCACCUUUGUGUCCUUUGCCAAGUUGUCACAUAGCAAAGACGAAGCGGACAUUGUUUUCCACUGUGCGGUAAGUCAUUUUUGAAGACUGGAAUGCACAUUCAAAGCCACACAAACCACACAGGACACCAUACGUAAAGGAAACACCACAGCGGGUGCAUUCGUUGAGAUUUAGUGAAGUGCUCGUGCAUUCCGGACAGUUCAAAGAUAAGAUAACGGAGGCAAGGAUUUCAAAAUUAAUGAUCCUGUUACCUUCAAGGGGGGAAUCUUGCAGUGGGAUGUCACUGUCCCACUCCACAUUGCCCAGAUUUCAGGCACUCACCAAAAGAGUAGCGACCACGUGCUCCACGGCGGGUCCACGUGUUGAUUCCCUAAAAACUUGCGUUGAUGCUUCCUUUUUGUCCUGUGCUUUGCCAUAUUUCAUGGAGUACUAUAACUUUCUCCUUGAAAGGCUAGAAAUAAAUAUGCAAGCUCGAAAUGGCAUACGAAAAACCACAGAUGGCACAGACAACCCAGACGCAAACGCAACCCAACGCAAACAAUAGAGUUCCGCAUGGCAGUGGAAAUUUUUUAAUAAAUCGAAAUCGUCAUGUCCCACAAAAUAUUUUCGAAAGCUUUAGAACAUACUCAAACAGAUUGGCAUUAUGUAAUAUAUAUGUGAAGAGACAUUUAUAACGAGAUGGCAGAUGUGAAAUCAGUUUCAGUAGUGGAUACGUCUAGGAGGGGUUGGAAAAAUGGUCAUAACUUUUGAACAGCUUACGAUAACAACAUAAUUCUUUUUGUUGAAUAUUCUUGAAUAGACAGGCAGCCUGAAAAAUGCUAAAUAAAAAAAAAUCAUUUUCCUUCUUCUUUUUCAAAAAAUGCAUUUUUGAAGGUGCUGACCUACAUUAAAACUGUGUUUUUCUUGUUUCUUGACACUGAAGAAAAAAUUAUCGAAUAAGGAAGGCCUUGCCCCUACAUUUAGGGAAUAGUUGCGAAAGGAACCCCCAUGCAUUGGUCACAAAGCAAGUUUUGCAGUUGGAGAAACAAGCAUCGUGGUCAAGGACCACUGAGCUCACUCUUUUGUUUCUAAGGAAUCCGUGUGGCAUUAUUCUUUUUAUUUUUGUGGGACUUAAAGCACCACUACUUUGUAAUCGCUGCCUGCCCUCAUGGCCAUCAUUGCUCUCCAAAAGGACAGGCCGGUGCAUAAAACCUCCAGCGCCACUACCGAAGGGCCGCAAAAGACUUUCUGCCACAUGGUCAUAAACGAGACAAGUGCUUUCUCAAAUGCAUCUCAAUGCUAGUCCAUCACCACUGAUGUUUUGCCGACAAAAGUAGCAGCGCAGCAAUCGUCAUCAACGUUCUAUGAGUGUGCUGGCAGAGCAUUGCAAUCCUCUGAUUUCGUGCACUGACGUAAGUGUAUCUCUGAGCCCAGCAACGAGUGUUGGCAUGUGCAGAAAAUGCCAUUAUAAGCAGAAUCAUCAUGGAGAGCAUAUUUUAUAACAGUCAGCUUGAUUUCCUUAUUAUACCGAGUGGCUGAUCCUAGUGGCGAUGAUGGAAUGAGCCAGGGAGCAAAAAGAAUGGGAAAGCAAAAUUUGUCUUUAUAACACGUAGUCCGAUGAUUUGGGCAAAUUUCUCAACUAUGCAUGUGCAGCGUUAGCUGAAGAACUCGUGACCCGCAAGUCCCAAGUGUUUCAAUCCGAUACACGACCGGAAGUGACCUGUUCUUGGACUUUCAUGUGACGUAGUGUACAGUACGAUUCGAGCAGUUUUGCUCAACCAGCCAAUCAGUCCACACUAAAAGCAAUAUUUCCAAAAGUGACUGUCCAAGGAUACCAUAUUUAGACGAAUUUGGUGCGCACCUUCUUUGCAAGUAAAUGGGUCUGAAAAUUCCCUGCACGUUACAUUUGGAUCUGAAAGCAAACCAUGUUCGUGGCGUUGGCAGCAGCCUAACGUCAGAGUCCAUAUCUGUGAACACUUCUUUAGUUUCUGAACUCCUCCGAGGGGAGCUUCAAGCCUUUCGGCAGCAGAUGGCUCGCCACUGCAGUGCUGUGCCAAGCAUGCGAGCUUCGUCUGCUGUAGCCUGGUACAGUCAUUGUUGUUGGUUGCGGAGCUUGAGCAUUUACGUGAGGCUCGCUGAUUGAAGGAAGCAUCUGGCUCCAUGACUUUUUGUUCUGCUAGGCACGAGAGAACCUAUCCGAGAGGCUAGGUCUUGCGUCUCGUUCAAGCCCGAUAAAAGCAGUGUAUCCCAUAAGCAUCCUGCUUUUUAAUGAAAUAAAAGAGAUCUUUGAUGCUCUGCGUAUUAACCGUUUGCUGCAGAUAAACGCAUCAUCCUUCCACGACAUAAGAGAGCUGAAACGGGACCUUUGUAGUCACGUAGUCAUACGCAGCUAUCAUUAAUUGCCGCAUAAUCGGCUGUGCACCAAUAGCGUUACAUCAUCGCUAUCCACGGGUAGAAUGGCUUCAGUGCAUUUAGUUCAGAGCUGCAAGCUCGCAUAUUUUUAUGUGCUUCCGUUUGCAAAGCAAAUAUGCUCGGCGAACAAGCAUUUUGCCAAUUUACAUGCACGGUUAUAAACACUUAUUUUCUGUUUAAAACCCGUCAUUGAGCUAAAGGGAGGAAUGCUCUCUCACAGGAGGCCCAACUGUUGCCCCGUUCAGGCGACAGCUGGCUAUUCCCAAGCACUGGAGUUGUGCUUUUUAUUGUCAAAAUUCAAAGGCUGGUACACUUGCCUGUCUUAAAGUACUGUAAAAGUUGACCCCACGUCUUGAAUGUGCAGCAGAUCUUUUAAAUGUCACGUAGAUACACUACAUGUACCAGCUACACGCCUUGUAUCUAACUCUUAGUUCAACAGUAUUCCAACCUUCACGUUAAAAACAAAGUGUCCGACCUUUACCAUUUGCACACAAGUUAAGGAGCACUCAGAAUUGGAAAUAUGUCACCUUUAUUAAAACAAAGCACUCAUCACUACCACACAACAGUCAAUGGCUCUUGCCAAGUAAAUUGUUAAAGUUUGGCCUUUUCACGCCCUCGCUACACUUUAAGCGCAUGGUCAUUUUUCUGGUGUUUGAUUUGUGUGAAAAGUGCAUGCAUGUUACAAAACAGAAACUAUCCUGAAUUCGCCAACCUCGAAUUCCAGGCAAGCCGGAGCACAGCACUAGUUUUGACCCGGUCUUUUUUUUGUCUGAAGCAAACAUUUAAAGGAAGGGUUGACUCUUGCAGACGGGCCGCAAUGUGAUUCUACUACUUGCCCAUGCACAAAUUUGCGUUAUCGUAGCGACCUUUGACCUAUUUGGUGAGAGCAAAAGCAAAUUGGAACGUUUGGAAACAAACAAGGAACUGUGCAUCUUCAUUAUGCAUACCCAUGACCCACACUACUUUCAAUGACCUCGCCACUUGCAACAUGUCUGACAUGACUUUGGUUAUGUCACCUUCUUGAAACUGUACAUAAAAACCUUGCACGAUUUCCUCCAAACCAUUCUCCAAUGCAAGAAAUGGCUCUUUGCAACUUUGAAAGUACCAACACAGGGCUGAUCGCUGGGGGAAUUAUGUCCUGUUGUGCAUAAUUAUGCCCCAAAUUAUGCCGUGUACCUGCUGGUUGAAACAGCCAUGAAACACGACUGCAUUGUGUCAUGUAGUUCUAUAACAUGAUUUAGAAUAUGGCACCAGGAGUAAGGUUUAUCUCAGGAGGCGAAAAAAGGGGGCCUAAAAACAAACGUGUGCCUGCGAUAUCAGCACUCGGUGACUCACAUGUUGCAGGUACUCGUGUCUCCAUGAUUGCAGAACUUGGAUUGGAGGAUGCAAAGGGCCUCGACAGCUGGCAAUGUGCAAGCGGACAGUGACGAGGCACACACAGUGAGAAAAUGAAAUUGGCUACCAGCACAAGACGCAGUGUAAACAACUGCAGCUAGCGUUCACAUGCUAGAAGAACAGUACUUGGCACAAAGCUCGACUACAGUGUCCUCACAGUCCCUCGGAAUAGGUCAUGCCAGGCUCGAGAGGAGGAGUUGUGAAACUAAAAAAAUAUUUGAAACCGUUGGUCAGAGCCAUCAGGUGCAGCAUCAGUGCCGUCACAAAAUGGCGACAGAGCAUGAUUUUGUGAAAGUUGCUUUUCGGUUCAAUUUGUGCUCGACUAAGAUCUUCAGUGGUGUCUUCAACCAAAUAACUUUCAGAGAUAUGAUCACUUUCGCGAAACUUUACGUGACUCGGCACCAGAUGCGUUGGUGUUUCUGCUGCUGUGCCCAGCUCGCUAACUGUGCACAGUGCAAGGAAUGCUGUCGGAUGCAUCUUAGGCAAGUUUGAUAGAGAGCCUCGCAAAAGUUGUUGUUGCAUCUCUUAAGUGAUUGUCGAGAAUGGCACCCUUGUGUGCUUAUCUGUGGCUGGUGAAGUGCAAAUGACGACAACAAUGUGCAGCUUUCAUUCUGAAAGCUCAUUGAUAAAGAGAUAAGAAUUCCAUCUGUAAAGGUAAAUUUCUUGUUUCCUCCGAUGGUGAGCAAGAGGCCAUGCUAUAUUUUUUUUUAUGAAUUGGCAAUGUGUUACAUUCAGGUGCACGGGUAAAUAUGGUACAUCCCCAAGGUGCACUGAAUGUUGUUCUUUUGUGGGUGAAUCGUCACGCACAGGGUGGGCUCACUGUAGGCUCUGUUGGAGCAGCUUUUUCAACUGCUGCAUCAGAGUAUCAUCACACACGCCCAAUCUACAAAUGUUCUUGCAUUUAUUUAUAGGAAGCUUUCAUUGAGGUAGAAUGAUACUCUAAAUGCAUCGAUUUCUCUGGGAACUUCAAGGGGAUUGCAAUUAGUGCUUCAUUAUUUGUUAGACUUGUUAUGAGAAGCUUUGACUAAGUCUCAAAUUGUUCACCUAAAGCAAAAAUAUGCAGGAAAUAAAAGGAAUGUCAGAGGCUGUGCAACAUGCACAUAAAAGCUGGAUAAAGUACUUACUUUGCAAAGGCAGAUGAUGUGCAAGCCGUGUGCAGUGAAUAGGGAAAAUUAUCUACAUUUGUUGCCGGGCAUCCCGAGUAUGCUUGUAGCGCACAUGGACAGACACAAGUUCCUUCGUUUCUUCUUCAAGCAUAUUUGGACAGAGCACUGUACAAUUGAUAAUAGAUGAAGGUAAAUUUGCAAUAAGCUAAAAAUUGUAUUAGAGUAGAAGAGAAAUCAACAAAAAGACAACAGUGACACUUCUCCAUGGAAUUGAGCUGCACCAAGAAAAAGUGAGGGUUGUUGGAGCCAUGGUACAUACAAAACACUAGAAACAGCUUAAACCAUUCCAAAGGAAACCUGCUGUCAGUUCAUAUUCAUGGUUUAAGCACUACCAAAAAAAGUAAUGAACCAUCUCGGACCCUGCCCAGCCUACCACCUUUACGUAGCCAUGAAAAAUCCAACACCCCCUACCCUCCCUCUCCCCCCUAGCCAUACACUCAGAAGACAUGGACCAUUCGAAGAAGCCAAAAUUCUUACAACCGAAACCAACCAACAAAAACGGCAGUUUAAACCGUUCAAAAGAAAACCUGCUGUCAGGUUAUAUUCACGAUAAACACAGAACCAUCUCGGACCAUGCCUGACCUACCACCCUCAAGUAGCUAAGAAGAAUUCUAACAUCUCCUCCCUUACCAGACCUUGAAAGCUUAAAGGUCUUGACAUGUCUGUUGUCAUCCCCUCUAAAGAAGGAGCAGAGUUGGUUCCGAAGUGUCGGGAAAAUAAACCUCAUUUUUUGUUUGGAGCCACUUGAAAGUCAUAGCAUCCGACUAAACAUUUUUUUCUGACAAUAAGCAAUUUUGAGUCAACUGCUGCAACGAUAUCCUACGAGAUGUUCCAUCCACCAUAUUUCUGUUGUGCUCCACUAUAUACCAGUGUACAAGCCAGCACAAACUUUUGUGUAACUUUGCCUUUGUUCCCUCAAUAGUUUUGACUUGUAUGGCAAUUAAAAUUUUGAAAUAUUGGUUGCAUUUCUUCUAGAAUGCACAUUAUUGUACCACUCGCUAGAAAAAGAAAAUAAUUUUUUUAGGAAGACAUUCUGUUUUUUUAGUUUCUUGGUGGUCAAAAGCAAAAGAAAAAGAAUUUUUGUGAACUGAAAUCAAAAGGCAAUCUGUCAUACUUUCUUUUUUUUUUUCAGAAUAAUAGGCAUCGAAGAUGAUUGUGCAGUUUUUUAUGCCAUGGGAUAUUUCUCUGUCAAGCUCUAAAUCAAAGUGGUAUUUAUAGAGCCAAAAGAUGUAUGGGCAGUACAUAUUGAGUACGACUUUGUAUCACAAAGAAACACCAAUGUUUUCUUUUCAAAGAAAACAAGAAUCAGUGGGAACUAUCGAGGUCGAGUAAUUUGUCUGCAGUCAUACUUCAUUUUCACAUAAUCUUUCUUCCUCCCAUUGUCCCUGCCUUGGUGCUUUAUUAUAGUGAUGACAUCGGUCAAAUCGCACAGCAUUAUGUGGUGCUCUGCUAUUUGGGCUUUGACUUUUCGAGCUUCCCUCUCUACAUAUGCUUUUGUUUAGUGCACUCGAGACGCACAAGUUGGUGUACUACUGCAAAUAUGCACUGGCCUUUUUGUUUCAAACGUCAUGUCGCCUUGUAUUUUCAUUUCCUCUCACAUGGGGAGUUUGUAUCAAGAAUAAAUGUCUGAGUGCAACUUCAUUUUUUGAAUGCAUCAGUCACAGUGGCAGGCGUAUAGCCUGUGAUGAGAGAGGGUCACCUCGUCAAUGGCAGUGCAACGUGUUUUUCCAGAGUUAGUGUGCCCCUCUGAAUCUUAAAAAAGCCUUUGGCACAAUUGUUUGCUGUAGCAGCACACAGGACACAACACAGAGGUAACAAGUGCUGUCUGUAUUGGAAAAUGUCAUGCAGGCAAAGAUUUAGGUCUGUUAGGUUGCAUCAGGCCUUUGUGCUUCCUGUGUGCUGCUACCAACUUCCAAUGCUUGUCAUUCUAUGUUUCCAUGUCGUCUGGCCAGUUCGAGACAGGAGGCAAAAUGUAAUAAAUUGUUAAAGGCAGA